CUACCGCAUGCAUGUCGAUCUUCCAACUCUAUUCCUCACACUGCAAAUCCUCAUACCAGCCGAGUCUCGGCCGAGGAGCCGCGCUGUGCGCUGUUGCGCGACGAGAAAGAAGAGAAGAAGAAAAGAAAAAAAAAGCUGGGCAGUACUAACGUCGGGCAAUGUGUCACGAGCCGCAGGGCUACGACAGGGAGCGGAGGAAUGACGAAAUCCUUGUGCAACUCACACCGUACUCAUUUUACUUCUGCAAGGCUGAGCUAA
This is a messenger RNA of Bipolaris victoriae FI3, 258 nucleotides long. RefSeq lists its product as hypothetical. Lineage: Eukaryota; Fungi; Ascomycota; Dothideomycetes; Pleosporales; Pleosporaceae. The annotation marks the transcript as partial. The transcript has a single exon. The record is from RefSeq and is a predicted model, not a curated record.